Oryzias latipes (Japanese medaka) is the source of this 6641-nucleotide messenger RNA. It is a transcript of the gene foxp2, whose product is annotated as forkhead box P2. Gene Ontology annotation, cellular component: nucleus. Gene Ontology annotation, molecular function: DNA-binding transcription repressor activity, RNA polymerase II-specific; RNA polymerase II cis-regulatory region sequence-specific DNA binding. The record is from RefSeq and is a predicted model, not a curated record. Gene Ontology annotation, biological process: regulation of transcription by RNA polymerase II. NCBI's taxonomy places the organism in Eukaryota, Metazoa, Chordata, Actinopteri, Beloniformes, Adrianichthyidae.
AAAUAACAACACACACACACACACCUCCGCGCACAAGCAAGUGCCUCCCCUGGGGGGGUUUCUAGUCCCAAAUAUCCUCGCUUGCUGGGAUUCAGCUUGAUGUGUGUUUGAAUCGAGGAAAAAAAAAGUGGAAGAAAAAAAACAAGGCGCUUCUUCCUCGCAUUGCGCGUCAUUCAAACAGGACUCGGUGUACUGCUUUUCUCUCUGUUGCAUUAGUAAUAACAGCGGCUUUGACGAGAGUCAGUGGGAGAGAGUGUGUGUGUCUCCCGACAGCGGUGCCCAGCAGAGGAAUACUUGACCUUUUUUUAUUUACUCUGCAGCUUGUUGUUCGUUUUUCCCGGCGGUUAUGGUGGACAGUCACGCGCCAGCGUAGAGGACAGCGACUUCUCACCUGGUGUGUUUCCGCGAAGGAAAUAUACCUGCCAUCUUUUUUUUGUGUGUGUUAAAUCUGGUGAACCUACACCGCCGCCUAAACCACCGCCUAAACCCCCCAUCCCUAAUCCAACCACCUUUCCAAGCGACAGACCACAACAACAGCAAGUUUCCCCCCUCAGGGAUGAAAUAUGCAAACUCAGCACCCGUAGAUGAAAGCAGUCAACGCUUAGAGUGAAGGGAAACUUGGUUUUAAAUCAUGAUGAUGCAGGAGUCGGCCACAGAGACAAUAAGCAACAGUUCAAUGAGUCAAAAUGGAAUGAGUGCCCUAAGCAGCAGCCAAUUAGAGGCUGGCAGUAGAGAUGGGAGAUCAAGCGCUGGUGACACAAGCAGCGAAGUAAGCACAGUCGAGCUGCUGCAUCUGCAACAACAGCAGGCACUACAAGCAGCGAGGCAAUUACUCUUGCAGCAGCCAGGCAGUGGCCUGAAAUCUCCAAAGAGCCAGGACAAGCAGCGUCCACUGCAGGUUCCUGUGUCCGUGGCCAUGAUGAGUCCCCAGGUGAUCACGCCACAACAGAUGCAGCAGAUCCUCCAGCAGCAGGUGCUCUCCCCCCAGCAGCUCCAAGCCCUGCUCCAGCAGCAGCAGGCUGUGAUGCUGCAGCAGCAACACCUGCAGGAGUUUUAUAAGAAACAGCAGGAGCAGCUUCACCUGCAGCUCCUCCAGCAGCAGCAGCACCCUGGCAAACAGGUCAAAGAGCAACAGCAGCAGCAGCAGCAACAGCAGCAGCUGGCCGCCCAGCAGCUCGUCUUCCAGCAGCAGCUCCUGCAGAUGCAGCAGCUCCAGCAGCAGCAGCACCUGCUCAACAUGCAGCGGCAGGGCCUGCUCUCGCUGCCGGGGCCCACCCCCGGCCAGGCCGCCCUGCCCGGACAGACCCUGCCCCCACCAGGUGGUUUGAGUCCGGCAGAGCUCCAGCAGUUGUGGAAAGACGUGACAGGCGGCGGGGGUCACAGCAUGGAGGAAAACGGCAUCAAACACAGCAGCGGCGGGACGGGCACGGGCACAUGCGUGGGCGGCGGCGGCGGCGGUUUAGACCUGACCACGAGCAACACCUCCUCAACUACCUCCUCCUCCAACCCCGCCAAAGCGUCGCCCCCCAUCUCUCACCACUCCCUGACCAACGGACAGUCGCCCGCCCUCAACCACAGAAGAGAGCGCGAGAGGGAGAGUUCCCUACACGAAGAGAACGGAGGAACCCACCCCCUGUACGGUCACGGCGUGUGCAAGUGGCCCGGCUGUGAGAACAUCUGCGACGACUUUGGACAGUUUUUAAAGCAUCUAAACAACGAGCAUGCUCUGGACGACCGCAGCACAGCCCAGUGUCGAGUCCAGAUGCAGGUGGUGCAGCAGCUGGAAAUACAGCUUUCUAAAGAACGCGAGCGUCUUCAGGCGAUGAUGACCCACUUGCACAUGAGACCCUCGGAACCUAAGUCAUCUCCCAAACCACUCAACCUGGUCUCCAGCGUCACCAUGUCCAAGAACCUGCCUUCGGCGUCUCCCCCAAACUUACCUCAGACCCCCACCACGCCCACCGCCCCCAUCACCCCCAUGGCCGCCAUGCCCCAGGUGCCGUCGGUGCUGGGCGGGGCAAACGUCCCCAGCAUGGGGGCCAUGCGGCGACGCCACUCGGACAAAUACUCCAUGCAGCUAUCGUCAGGUGGUGACACAGUAUUUAUUUUUCCAGAGAUCGCCCCAAACUACGAGUUUUAUAAGAAUGCAGAUGUCAGGCCGCCGUUCACUUAUGCAACCCUCAUAAGACAGGCAAUCAUGGACUCUGCUGACAUGCAGCUAACGCUCAACGAGAUCUACAGCUGGUUCACGCGCACCUUCGCUUACUUCAGACGCAACGCCGCCACUUGGAAGAAUGCAGUUCGCCACAACCUCAGCCUGCACAAGUGCUUUGUGCGCGUGGAGAAUGUGAAGGGGGCGGUGUGGACGGUGGAUGAGGUGGAGUACCAGAAGCGCAGGUCACAGAAGAUCACAGGAAGUCCGUCUCUGGUCAAGAACCUGCCAUCCAGUCUCGGUUAUGGAAAUGCACUGAAUGCCAGCUUACAGGCGGCACUGGCCGAGACUUCCCUGCCCUUGCUGGGCAACCCGGGCCUCAUGAGCAGCGCCGCCGGCCCGAUGGGAGGCAGCUGCCAUGGCCUUCUGGGCGGAGAUCCAUCCGUGCUCACCGGCGGGAGUCCGCCCGGGAUGUUAGGUGGGAGCCCACCGGGAAUGUUGGGCGGAAGUCCGCCUGGCUUGCUUGGCGGCAGCCCCCCAGGCACGCUGAGCGGGAGCUCCCCCGGCUUGUUGCAGACCGGCCACGAGGAGCUCAACGGCACCCUGGACCACCUGGACACCAACGGACACGGCAGCCCCGGAUACUCUCCCUCUGCGCACAUGCCGUCCGUACGCGUGAAGGAGGAGCCGCUCAAUAUGGACGACGACGACUGUCCGAUGUCGCUCGUGACGACGGCCAAUCACAGUCCGGAGCUGGAGGACGAUCGGGAGCUGGAGGAGGGGAACCUAUCGGAAGACCUGGAGUGACUAGGAGGCACCUUUUGGUUCCCCACGCCCCCUCCACCCAGCCGCACUGUUUGGCCCUCACAGACCUGCGAACCUAGAACCACUCCACGGACCGGCACCUCCUCGCCGCUCUCACCACUGGGACUAUUUAUUUGAGCAUGAAUCCGGACAGAGACCGACCCCCCCUCCCCCCCCUACAAACAAACAAACAAACAAAAAAAGGAACUCCUGGAUGGAGCCCAAAGGCGGCAGACAUGAGAUGUCUGUUUUUCUCCAAAAGAACCUCGAUUCUUUCACGGUGGCGUGGCCACAAACGCUACAAAGAGACUCACCGACGGAGGAGGAGGAGGAGGAGGAAGAAAACACCAACCUAUAAGCACGUCAUGUUGGGUUGAAGCUAAGCAGCCUCAUAUAUACUGCCAAAAAGGAAGACAUUUUCUGUUUGUGAAUAAACCCACCAUAGUUAUUAAUGUCUAGAGACGAUUGCUGGUUCAAUUCAAGUUGUUCUCAUUUGCACAGGAGUAGUCUCAGAAGUUUGUGUCACUGCCUGUAUGUUGCUACUAUAAUUAUAGACAAAAACAGUUCAUUUUUUAGCUUUCUAAUUCUUUUACAUUUUUUUUCUUUUUUUUUUUUACCAUUCUUAGUUUCUAAAUCUGAUUUUCGGCCCCGCCAACUGUAAAUGCCAUUACACCCGAGUCAUGCCAGUAACAGAACCGCGAUACCAAGACUGUUCCAACCGAGAGACAAAAGAAAAAAAGACCAAAAAGAGACUAAAAGAAAAGCUGGCUUCCAGUCGAUUUCAAGAAGGAAAAAAAAGACAUUUGUUUCUUUCGGCUCCAUUUACAAAAAAAAACAAACCCCAACCCUUUUUCUCUGCUGUCCUUCCUUACCUCUGAGUUUGAAAGCUUUGUCUUACCUGCAAACAGUCACAGACAACAGCUAGAAACCAAAGCCAACACUAACAACGGCCAAAAGCUUACAGGCAGAAGCCUCCAAACUCCUCUUGGUCUGCCUUCUGUGACUUUAAAUCAGUACAAAGAGACGCUUUCGUUCCACUAACUACCUUGGAAAAAAACAAACAAAAAAAAAAAACCUCUGGGAUUGUUUAGCCCAAUACAAAGAUGAUCACGAGAAAGAGCACGCUGAGGAAACGCUGACGGUUUAAUGCUUUUAUUUCUGUCUUUCUUUACUCUUGUGAUAGGAGAACGUAUCCGACGUCCACUUUGGAAGCUAAAAUGAUCCGAGAGCAGCUCGUGGUAAAAGUGGACCAAAGCAUUUGUGCAUUUCGUUGGAAACAUUUUUAUUUUUUUAACUACAGCUCUUUUUUAGAUUUUAUGUUGGAGUGUCGAUUUUGUUUUGUUUUCUGUCGUGGUCACGUCUCCUGUUGUUCUUUUUGUGUUCUGAGCAGCGUGGAAAACUGAAAACCGACUUUAACCAAACGUGAAAAAUAUCUAGUAAAGCCAAAAAAGUCAUAAUUUCAACUUAAUAUGAAAUGAUGUGGCUUGGUUAAUAAAAAAAUGCAAAUUAGCCAUUGCAGAAGAGGAUAUUUAAGGGGGAAAAGUUCACAUUUUCUAGGUGGGAUUUGCACCAAAUAAACGUGAAGGAAAACAAAAACAGGAGGGAAAUCGGACAUUUCCAAACAGCAUUUGUCACCUAGAAAAGUGUUGCUUUAAUGGUCAUUUCUGUUUUCAGUAAACCAAAGUUACACAAAGUUCUGCCUCCUCUAGUCUGGGAUAAACACACACACACACACACACACACACACACACAAACUUAGGGGUCAGCUUUUCUGAGUUUUUUGGCUCCAGCAGCAAAAAGUGUGUUUUUAACUGAUUUCGUGUCACGCUACAACUAGUUCUGACCAAAAAGUAAGGAAAAAGCCCAUUGACUGUAUAUGAGAACUGGACUGAGUGACUCCGCCCUCCCCUUGCGUUUAAACAGGAAGUACCUGUUGGCUCCAAGAAGCCAACAUCCCAUAGACUUCUAUUGAGAAAUAAACAGUUAUUACUCAGCCAAAAUCUCACAAUAUUGUUUCCUUUAGUGCAACGUAUUGAAAAUGAAGAACUGCCCAAUCAGAUGCCUCGAUACAAAAAUGUUGUCUCAUGUCGAACAAUCGAAACGUUUGAUUGGCAGAUUCUCUCAAAUCUUCAAUCUAGUGGUAGGGGUGCGGCCCGCCAACAAGCUCACUCCCGAAUGGCCAGAGUGGUUGCCAUAGAAACGACGAAUCAAAAUGGCGUCUUGAUUUUCUACGGGUGACAUCACACUCACUCGGUCCGGUUCCCACUUACAGUCAAUGCGUCCAGCAGCUCAAGAGGUCACGCGGUCCCAGGAACGAAGCUCGUCCCCACAACACCGAGCUGGAGGCGGCGACUUGAAGAUCAAAAUCUUUAUCGCACCAAAAAACAACAACAAAAAAUAUGGGGAGGGGGGGAGGGGUUCUCCCCACUUUUACCCCAAAAAAAGGUUUUUCUGAAAGCUUCUACCUCUGCACAGCCAAUCCCCAACAUUUAACGCCAGAUCGCACCGCACGAGUUACCAGAACGCCAUGACUCGUAGGGCGUGGCUCCAACCCAGCGUUUACACCCCCCACCCCACCCGUCCCCCCUCCCCGCGUUUCCCACUUGGAAGAUCUGCGUUGUAAUGUCCGCAAGCAUUUUGUAGAAUGGUGAUGUAUAGAUUACCUGUAAGGGAAUAAUUGUGUUUGAAAACAUGCAUGUCUUGGGGAAAAAUGAAAAAUAUUUUUAAAAAAAUAAAGGAAAAAAGAAUCAUUUGAUGGACUGGAAACAAGAAUAUAAUAUUAUGAAUCAACUUAUCGAGGACGAUGGCCUAAAUGCAUCACAGUGCAUUACCUCAGAUAUCCUGGCUUUGGGAGGGGUGAGACCUGUCAGCACCAGAAUGCAUAUUACCUGUAGAUUUGCAUGGGUUUUUGUAUAAAUUCCAAAAAAAAAAAGUCUAAAAUAGUUGCUUGCACAAAAUACCAGAAAGACCUCCAGAACUUGCGACCUGCUCCUCCAUUAGAUUUUAGGUCUGGAUUUUUUUCUGGGUUGAUUUUUGUCUGUAUUUUGAUAACUGUGCAUACUUAUGUAAAAAGGUUCAAAAAGAGGAGAAAAAAAACAAAAAGGAAAAAAAAAAGCGUUGGUGGACCCAUAAAUUUACCAGACUUUUUUCUAAGAGGAAAAAAACAAAACAAAAAAAAAAAAAAAUUCUGUGUUUCUUUUCUGACUUAAGCUGAAUUUUUACUGUUUCUCUCUCAUUGCUCGCGAAUAGCAAAACCUGCUUUUUCUGCAUCUGCUUUGCGUAGCUGUAAGGCUUAACCUAAUGUGUGUAUUUAUUGCUUGUACCUCUGUGCAUACUUUAUGAAGCAUUAUGUCUGGCAGUUGAGUCAUGUAUCCUUUCUACUGCUAUCCUUCUCUAAUAAUUGAGAAUAUGAUCCCCCUAUGUAUACAGUAAAUUGGGACUGUAGCAAACAUAUGUUUAUGUAAUUGGUGUUUUUUUUUAUUUCCUUUUGAUCAGGAUCCAAUUUUAAUUUUUUAUUUUUUUAUUAUUCUUUUUUUUAUACUUCUCAUUACUGUGUACUGUGUCCAUACGUUAACGCUUCUCUGACAUUAGAAGGUCAUGGUUGAGAAUUGUAACAAGACAUUCUUUUAUUUCUGUAUUCAUGGCAUUUCACUGCUGAAUAAAAUAAAGGACCAAAACUUGGAAA